Molecule: messenger RNA, 1731 nt
Organism: Dracunculus medinensis (Guinea worm)
Lineage: Eukaryota; Metazoa; Nematoda; Chromadorea; Rhabditida; Dracunculidae
Source: the annotation of a GenBank genome assembly
AUGAGUGUAUUGGAUGGAUAUGCUGAUGCACGAAAUUCAGAGAAAAAAUCUUGGGAAAAAGGAAGAAAUCGAAACAGUGAACAUUUUGGGGAAAUAUUACCCGAGAUUUCUGUUGGUAUACCCAAAUCAACUAUUAGUAGAAUAUUAUCAAUUUUUUGCAGUUAUUAUUCGGAUGGAUUUGGUGUAACAAACAAACGAAAUAAUCACUUAUCAAACACUUCGGUUAAUGCUUCAGAACAUAGUCGAAUGGCAUCGAGUAACACGGAGCGCUCCUCGUCCGUACAAAUUCAAACACCAUCACCGAGUCGUUUAAAGCGAACACCCGAAUUAGCAUAUAAACGCAUAGCAACAAAUCGGGUAUCGCAUAACAUUCAUUUAGCAAGCGAUAGUGAUGAUGGAAAUCAGGCAACAUCUAUAAUAAAAGACGAUGAUCUUGGGAGAAAUAAUCGCAAACCUCUUCCCUCGGAGAAUCAUGCAAAUCAAAAUCAACUGAAUGCAUAUCCGAUAUUCAAUAAAACCACCAUUAUUAAUGCAUCAGCGAAUAAUACAACGAUGAAAGCGGAAACAUUUGCAGAAAAAAAAUCAUCUGAUUUACGAUUAGCGAAAGAAGCGGCGACAAACAAUCAUUUUGGUAGCGUUGAAAUUGAAAUUGAUGAUGAGGGACAUUCGAUAAUUAGCGAAAAAAUUACAAAUGAACAUUAUCAUACAAGCAAAACAAAUAGUUCAAAUGAGAGCCCCAUUAUCGAACGUCAAAUUCCUAUAAAAAUUACACAUGAAGCAAAGGAAAUUCUUGAAAAUAACGCUCGGAUUUUCUCACAGAAACCAGUUGAUCAUCACUAUUAUCAAAAAAAAUCAAAUAUCUCGGGUGAUAAUACACAAACAGUCGAUUCAUCUAACAAUGAUCAGCCGUCCACCACAACUCAAGAAUGUGAUCCAUUAAAAAGGAACACGGAUUACGGGUCAACAAUAAGUUCAUUAACACAAAGUUCAAAUAUUAAAACUGAAAUAAGCGACAUCGAUUUUAGUUGGGUGAAUGAUGUUGAAAAUCGCUUAGAAAAAGAGAUCGCUUUCAUGAAAGAAGAUUAUACGCGAAAUCAAAUGCCAGUUCGCUAUUUUGGUAUCGAUGAUUACACCGAUGAAAAAUUCGAUUCAUUAUCACCUUCUAGUAAACCGACAACAAAUACAUCAUUUUCGAGAAAUAUUGAAGUUUUCGGAAACGAAAAUGAUUCUCGAAAAGAGCUUUCAGAAAUUCAUUCGCAUGUUAAGUCGAAGGCAGCGAUGUUUGAUAAUGAAGCGCUAAAAGCUGAACGAAACCGAUUUGUGACUUCACAACAGGGAUUAUCUCGUUUACGUGCUCGCUCAACACCUCGAAAUGAUUCAACAAUAUUCAUACCACAGCCGGAUUAUCUAAGAUUCGAUCCGAUUUCUAUAAAUACCACUCAUCAGGAUGAUUCACUUCGAUAUUUUGGAAGAAGUCAACCAGAUAUUCACCGAUUAGAUUCUGAAGAACAAAAUUAUAAGCAAGCCAAUUCGAAUCGAUAUAAAGUAUCAGAUUCAACAAGUAAUCAUCUACCUGUUCACUAUCGUCAAAAUAAUCAGUUAUCGCGAAUCUCAGAUGUUAAAAACGAAGUGUUACAAGGAAGUCGUACUUAUCAGACUACCGAAUAUUAUCGACAAAAUGCGGUCCGCAGAAAUAGCGAAAAACCCUGGAGGGCAUCAGUUGCCUAUUGA